AUGGGACUCACCCGAGGUUUUAAUAGAUUCUUAUCGCACACAUUUCAUCCUUUCAAAAAUCAAUGGGCAUUCUCGUAUACAAAAAAAUUAUUAACUACAAAACCUGAAGACCAUCAUGCUGUGGUUAGUACAUUUGAUCUUUUCAGUAUUGGAAUUGGUCCGUCGUCAAGCCACACUGUUGGUCCAAUGCGAGCGGCAAAGAUUUUCGUAACCGAUUUGAAAAAUCGUUGUAUUUUUGACAAGGUAAACAGACUUCGGAUUGAUCUAUAUGGGUCGUUGGCUUUAACCGGAGAAGGUCAUGGCACACCUAAUGCAAUUUUAAUGGGAAUGGAAGGUGAGACUCCCGAAAAAGUUGUCACAUCUACUAUAAAAUCGCGAAUAUCCAAAAUUAAUGAAACAGAAAUUCUUACUCUGGAUGGAAUAAAAGCAAUAAAAUUCAAUGUUAAAAAACAUCUCGUUUUUAAUUACUACGAAUCACUUCCUCAACACCCAAAUGGCAUGAGAUUUAUUGCUUUCAAUGAACAUGGAGAUCCUUUAAUUACUAGUGAAUUCUUUUCAAUAGGCGGUGGCUUUGUGGUUGAAGAAAAAACUAUCCAACAACAUGGCGACAAUCUUUUUUAUAAAGCUUAUGACAAAUCUUCUGUUGACUUGCAACGUGUAAGACAAGAUGAGGCUGUUGUUGCGCUACCUUUUCGUAAUGCUGAAGAAUUGUUAGAUGUUUGUAAGCGAGAACGCAUGACAAUUGCUCAAGUUGUUUACCGUAAUGAACUACAUUGGCGAACUCCUGAGCAAAUUAGAAAUAAAAUAAUGGACAUUUGGAACACAAUGAAUGAAAGCAUUCGAAAUGGAUGUAUGAGCACUGAAGAAUAUUUACCGGGUAAUCUAAAGGUGCGAAGGAGAGCUUCAGGGUUAUACCAGAAACUGAUAAGUGGUCCACCACCUCCAAAGGUGACAGAUAAUUCUCUAAUACCAAGUACAACAGGUUACAAAAAAGUCAUUCUGAGACGGCCUUGGAAACAACUCAUGUUACCUGCUUUGGAUUAUCUCUCAUUAUACGCUAUUGCGGUUAAUGAGGAAAAUGCUUCUGGUGGACGGGUGGUUACUGCUCCAACUAAUGGCGCAGCCGGUGUAAUUCCCGCUGUUCUAAAGUAUUUUUUGGAAUUUAUGUCUGAAAAUAAUGCACAAGAUAUCAUGGAAUUUCUAUUUACCAGCGCCGCAAUAGGAAUGCUUUACAAAAGAGGCGCAAGCAUUAGUGCAGCUGAAAUGGGUUGCCAAGGAGAAGUUGGUGUCGCAUGCAGCAUGAGCGCAGCUGGAUUCGCCGCAGUAAUGGGUGCAACACCAGAACAAGUAGAGAACGCAGCAGAAAUAGGAAUGGAACAUAAUCUAGGUUUAACGUGUGAUCCGAUAGAUGGUCUUGUGCAAAUUCCCUGUAUAGAGCGUAAUGCUCUUGGUGCUGUCAAAGCCAUAACUGCCGCUCAAUUAGCAUUGAAUGGUGAUGGAUAUCAUAGAGUUACUUUAGAUCAAGUAAUUGAGACUAUGCGACAGACUGGAUUGGAUAUGCAAAGCAAAUAUAAGGAAACUAGUCAAGGAGGGUUAGCUGUUAAUGUUCCUCUAUGUUAA
This is a messenger RNA of Dentiscutata heterogama, 1620 nucleotides long. Lineage: Eukaryota; Fungi; Glomeromycota; Glomeromycetes; Diversisporales; Gigasporaceae. The record is from the annotation of a GenBank genome assembly.